Cornus florida is the source of this 4014-nucleotide messenger RNA. RefSeq lists its product as uncharacterized. The transcript is spliced from 20 exons. Gene Ontology annotation, biological process: cytoplasmic microtubule organization; microtubule nucleation; mitotic cell cycle. Gene Ontology annotation, cellular component: spindle pole; equatorial microtubule organizing center; gamma-tubulin complex. Gene Ontology annotation, molecular function: gamma-tubulin binding; microtubule minus-end binding. The coding region runs from base 433 to 3462 and encodes 1009 amino acids. Lineage: Eukaryota; Viridiplantae; Streptophyta; Magnoliopsida; Cornales; Cornaceae. The record is from RefSeq and is a predicted model, not a curated record.
AAAAAAAAUUAAUUCAAAAAGUUAAAAAAGGAAAAUUAGAAAAACAGAGAGCGGAAUGGUAGAGAAGUUGUCACGACCCAGCGCCUCUCACGACGGAUUCUCUCACUGGCAUCUCAAGCCGGCAUCUUAUACGGUCACGCCCCAAACCCUAAUUCAUCUUGAACUUCAAUCCCUUAAUCGCGAGAUAGGACAUUGGUUUGGUCUCUAAAAGCACCGCUGUACCUUGAAUUCCGUCUGUUUGAUCUCCGAACUCCAGUGCGCAGAUGGGACUGCUUUUAUCCUUUUUGCAUUUGUGGUGUUGAAUUUGAAGUGCCGCACUGAAGAACCGUGUGCAAUGUGAGGCAAUGCCAGAUGCGCUGUAGCUUAUGGAAGCUCAACUUGCUCAGACUGCCUUGGUUGAAGUUAGCUGCAACUUUUCCUUGGAAAAUUUAAAUGGAAAAGCCUUUUUUCUGUGCCAAUGGGGAAAAGAUGGAAGUUCACAAAAGUUUAAUCAAUAAGAUCUAUAGUACCUUCUCUGACGUACAUUUUGCAACACCAAUCUCCUCUCUGAGAACAAAUGAAGUUGACUUGGUGAAAGGUGUUUUACAUGCAUUACAAGGUUUCUCCAGCUCCUUAUUUUAUUGGGACCAUGUUGGACAGAGUUUUCAUGCCAAAAAUGGGAUAUAUGUAACUCACCUUUCCCAGAGAAGUCUCCAUGUCAUUCUGGAUCAAUUUAUGUAUGCUGCAACAUGUUUACAACUGGUAGAAAGUUUUAUGAAUAAGGUGGAGACAUGUACGAGAUCACCUCCACCUACUUUGAGGGCAUUUGCAUGCUCUGCUUCUGCUUGGCUUAAAACGUUACGAAAAAUUGCUCUGACAGAGGAAAUUAAGAUAAGCAACUAUGAUAGUGGAACUGCUCCAACCCUUUUGGGAUUAGCAAGCUCUCUAUCAAGUCUUUGCUCAGGAGCUGAAUAUUUAUUGCAAAUAGUGCAUGGAGCCAUUCCUCAAGUAUACUUCAAGCUGGACUCUCCUGUCCCAUCUGCUGAUAUUGCUGUUAAUAUUCUUGACCAUCUUUACAAGACGCUCAAUGAAGUUUGUCUCGUGCAAGGUGGCGAGGAGGAUGCAUAUCAGAUGGUACUUUAUAUAUUUGUUGGGAGUCUCCUGCCAUAUAUCGAGGGUCUUGAUUCCUGGCUUUUUGAAGGAACACUUGAUGAUCCUUUUGAGGAGAUGUUCUUUCAUGCUAAUAAAUCAAUUUCAAUUGAUGAGGCUGAGUUCUGGGAAAAGAGCUAUCUGUUAAGACCAGCACAGCAUCAGAAGUUAGAUGUCGCUUGUGCCACUGAUCAUGUACGUCUAACAAAUGAUAAGGACAUGACAGGAAGAGAAUCCAUCUCUGUAAAAGGAAAAGACCGGAGUGACACUGACCUCCAGGUUUGUCCAUUUUUUAUUAAGGACAUAGCAAAAGCAAUUGUUUCUGCUGGAAAGUCCUUGCAGCUGAUCCAACAUGCUCCGAUGACAUUUUCAGCUGUAUCUGGCAGAGGAAAUAAUCACGAGAUUGAUGGUUCUGGAAGUUGUCAUGAAAGUAUUAGUUUGAGCAAGAUCCAUCAUGGGCAGGGCAUAGCUGGGUUAACCUUGUCAGAGGUCUUUUGUGUGUCAGUAGCAGGUAUUAUUGGGCAUAGUGAUCACAUCUCUAAAUACUUAUGGCAAGAUGAUCCCAGUAACUCCAAAAUUGCCCCCUUGCUUCACUCGUUUAUGGACAAAGAGAAACUUGAAGAAGGGAAUGGUGAAAGUUUACCAGCUAUAAAAAGUUCAGAAAAGAUUUGGUAUAAAUUCUUGGUUGAUACAUUGUUUCAAAAAUCAAAAAUUGAUCUAGAAUCUGUACAUAAGAAUCCGAAUGAUUGUCUUGAUGCAAAGGAAGAGAGUAUAGCUGCUGGUGUUAUGGAUGAAUUGCCUAUGUUGGGAUCAUUCUGUCCAGAAAAUCCAGUUAUCACUGUUUGCCAAAGGUUCCUUCAUGAGAAGAGGGAUGCUUGGAGCACAUUGAAUUUAUCUAGAAGUUUCUACCUUCCUCCUUUAAAUGACGAGGGCUUAAGAAAGGCUAUUUUUGGUGGGAAUAGUGAACCAGUUUUUAAUGAUAAAGGAACAAGUUAUACUUCUGGUUUUCAGUUUGGCCAAUCUGAAAAUAUUCGUUCACAGGAUGACAGUAAAAUGUUAGAAGUAUUGUUUCCAUUUCCAACUCUUCUUCCUCCCUUUCAGGAGGACCUUUAUAUGUCUGAGCUUUUACCUUUCCAAAAAAAUAGCACUCUUCCUUCAAGAGUUCUUAGCUGGAUUCAAAAUACUGAACCGAGAGCUACACCACUUCCUGUGGUUAUUCUGCAGGAAUGCCUUAUUGUCUACAUUAAAAAGCAGGUGGAUUAUAUUGGUGGGCGUAUACUGUCAAAGUUAUUAUAUGAAUGGAGAUUGAUGGAUGAGCUGGGAGUGUUGCGAGCUAUUUACUUGUUAGGUUCAGGUGAUAUGCUGCAACACUUCUUGACUGUGAUUUUCAAUAAGUUGGAUAAGGGAGAAUCCUGGGAUGAUGAUUUUGAGCUAAACACAGUAUUACAGGAAUCAAUUAGAAACUCUGCUGACGGCAUGUUGCUAAGUGCCCCUGAUUCGUUGGUUGUGUCUAUCACCAAAAAUCAUGGUUUUGGUGGCGAUGAGCAACAUAAUACAGCUAUUCUUGUCUCAAAUCAUAAAAGUCGUGGGCAGGGCUUUGGAAUUGACGGCCUUGAUUCACUGAAGUUCACUUACAAGGUCUCUUGGCCACUUGAGCUAAUUGCUAAUACAGAAGCAAUUAAAAAGUAUAAUCAGGUGAUGAGUUUCUUGUUAAAGGUCAAGCGUGCCAAAUUCGUUCUUGAUAAAGCAAGGAGGUGGAUGUGGAAGGGUAGAGGCACUGCUACAGUGAACCGCAAGCGUCAUUGGUUGGUGGAACAAAAACUCCUCCAUUUUGUGGAUGCUUUUCACCAAUAUGUGAUGGACAGAGUAUAUCACAGUGCAUGGCGUGAACUUUGUGAAGGCAUGGCAGCUGCUGGAUCUUUGGAUGAAGUGAUUGAUGUACAUGAGGCCUACUUAUUGUCAAUUCAGCGGCAGUGCUUUGUUGUCCCAGAUAAGCUGUGGGCAUUGAUUGCUAGCCGGAUCAACAGUAUCCUUGGAUUAGCUCUAGACUUCCACUCCAUACAGCAGACACUAAGUAGUGGUGGAGCAGUAUCUGCCAUCAAUGCUAGAUGUGAAAUGGAAGUGGAUCGAAUUGAAAAACAGUUCGAUGAUUGCAUUGCCUUCCUUCUCAGAGUCCUAUCAUUCAAGCUCAACGUGGGACACUUUCCUCAUCUAGCAGACUUAGUUACUAGAAUCAACUACAACCACUUCUACAUGUCUGACAGUGGAAAUGUAAUCACUGCGCCAGGUGCCGAAACUGUUACUUCGAAAUUGGGGAAGGCUUUUCCUGGUUAGAGCAGACUGACUGGAGUCGCUCAGGACUGUUUAUGAUGCUAGGUAUCAAGAAUGCCAUACGCAUGUGAGUCCUUCCACUGUUUCUGCGUAAAGCAAACUAUCACUGCUUUGGUUUUGUUGCAUCAGAGGGAGCAAUUCGCAUUGUAGCAGCAUCCAUCCUCCGAGAUCUUAAAACCCUUCAAUCUUAUAUAUCGAGUUGCUCUUGAUGUGGAUGCUAUAUCCUAGCAUUGGUUUUAUGCUUUCUGUAUCAUAUUUUGCCGCCUGUAAUCUGGGUGACGCGGCCAAAACAUCACCUUUUGUUGUCCCGAUCAUACGAUCCAUAUUUAACCAGUAGUUUGGCUCCCUCCUCUGUAAAUUCUUUUACCCUGCCAUUUUGAUUUGAUGAUAGUUUCCCUUUAAAAGUUUGUCUGCUAUGGAAGAGUUUUGUGGCUUAAGAUUGAACUUACCUGUCUGGAAUUUCCCUCUUUUUUUUUGGUUGUCUGAGUUAACAUUCGAAACUAAACUAGUUUGAGAAAUAUUCCAAGGUUUAAUGUAUAACAUUUAUAAGCGCCA